CAAAGUCUUGGCGCUGAUUUUUUCUGUUAGACAAGAUGAUCGGAAGAGAUGCUGGUUCGAUUUCCGACGGUGUCUUACCUUCGUCACGACUUACUGCAUCGUCGCCAUGUCGACGAAAUGGUUUAGUUGACGCCGGAAAGAGAGAUGUUUUCUAUGGUGAAAAUGACGUGGCAGAUUUGAUGUUUAGUGAAGAAGAAGACAUGGUGAUGAGAGCUUAUAGGAGUGACGACGCCAUGAGGUCUCUCCAAGAUAUGAGAAGACAAGGCAAAAGGUUCUUUUGUUGUGAAUGUUUCGACUUUCUCAGACUUGUUUUCUCUGGAAAUCGCAACUAAUAAUCCCCCUAACCACACGUCUUGUAAAUCGUUUUUC
Eruca vesicaria subsp. sativa (arugula) is the source of this 369-nucleotide messenger RNA. The record is from the annotation of a GenBank genome assembly. NCBI's taxonomy places the organism in Eukaryota, Viridiplantae, Streptophyta, Magnoliopsida, Brassicales, Brassicaceae.